GUGGAUAAUCCGCGACUUCUCCGUGAUGAUUAGAGAUCCAAAAAGCCUCAAUUGUGAUUAUACUAUACCCGGCAGUUCCAUGCGCGGCUUUUUGGAUAUGUGUGGUGUAAAUGGAAGCGGCUCGGUAGUAGAGGAUAUCGUCGAUGUUGAGAAUCUGGAGUUGGAUGUUCAUGUGGGAAUGAAGAAGAAUGCAUUGCAAAGCCAUAUUGAAGUUUGCAUUCUAGAUUCGAAUGGUUCCAAGUACAUACCAAAGCGGCAGGUGAUAAAAUCCCAGGUACAUUAUAUUAUACCUUUCAACGAAAAAAUCGUCCAGGAGAAAUCUCUACUGCCGAAUGAUUCGUUGACUCUCUUGUUUGUCUUCAACAUCACGACUGAUAUAUUGACGCAACGCCUGGAUCAAUUGCCAGUCCUACCGAUGGGGAACACCUUGAGAGAGGACAUGGAGAUGAUUUUGGACAAUCCGGACUACGCUGAUGCGACGAUCACUGUUGGUCAUAGAAAAUUUUUCAUUCUCAAAGCUAUUGUCGCUGCUCGCAGCUCCGUAUUUGCCGCGAUGUUUGAUAAUGAUAUGAAGGAGCUUGAGGAAGGCAACGUAGAUGUGACGGAUAUGACUGAAGAAGUCGUUGAAGAUGUGUUACGCUUUAUUUAUACUGAUCGAAUUAGCAGGCCCGAUUGUGAAAUAAUCGACUUGCUGUAUGCCGCUCAGAAAUAUGAUUUGAAAGGACUCGUGAUGUUGAUGGCUCAAGCCUUGGUGCAAGAUCUAACUGCUGAUAACGCCGCUGAGAGAUUAGUAAUUGCUGAUCGAUUCGAAUUGAAAGACGUCAAGCAGACCAUUAUUCACUUUAUUGAGGUUCACAUUAAAGCUGUUAUGCAGACAGACGGCUACAACAAAAUGGCGGCGGACUAUCCUUACCUUGCGUUGGAGAUCUUCGAGACAAUGGCGCUUGAAUGAUGCUUUACUUUGGAUCAUGGCGAAACUGUUAUUUAGUCAUUAAAGGUUUCUGUAGGUACUGA
Fopius arisanus is the source of this 1014-nucleotide messenger RNA. Its product is annotated as protein roadkill-like. Bases 26 to 952 code for a protein of 308 amino acids. The record is from RefSeq and is a predicted model, not a curated record. Gene Ontology annotation, cellular component: cytoplasm. Lineage: Eukaryota; Metazoa; Arthropoda; Insecta; Hymenoptera; Braconidae. Gene Ontology annotation, molecular function: ubiquitin protein ligase binding. Gene Ontology annotation, biological process: proteasome-mediated ubiquitin-dependent protein catabolic process; regulation of proteolysis. The transcript has a single exon.